AUGUAUCUAUUAUCUGUGUAUUUUGAAGUGUCGCUGUCAAUGUUGCAUGGUUAUAUGUAACACAAUACAAAGGCCAUGGAGGAAUUUACAGAGGAGGAUUUAAAGCUGCCGCCUGUGAAAUAUGAAUAUUUGGAUCACACUGCAGAUGUACAAUUGCAUGCCUGGGGGGACAACUUGGAAGAAGCAUUUGAACAGUGUGCAAUGGCGAUGUUUGCUUACAUGACAGAAAUUGAAUAUGUGGAAAUGAAGGAAGCACAAGAAAUUGAAGCAACUGGUCAUGAUAUGCUGUCUCUGCUGUUCCACUUUUUGGAUGAAUUUCUUUUUCUAUUUUGUGCUGAACCAUUCUUUAUUGCAAGGAAAGUAAAAAUCCUUGAAUUUGAUCGCAAUUUUCACAUUAAAGCUCGAGGAUAUGGUGAAGAAUUCCAACUAGGGAAGCAUCCACAGGGCACAGAAGUGAAAGCAAUAACCUAUUCAAACAUGCAGUUCAAUAAUGAAGGACAGCAUGAAGUGUUUGUAAUUAUUGAUAUUUAAAAAAAAAAAAAAAAAAUUGCAUCAAAGUGUACAAAACUUAGACUUAAGCACAUAGCUCAUUUUAUGAGCCAUUCUUAUGUACAGAAUAGUGAUGUUACAGUGGUUUGUGUCACCUGCUCUUGUUUUGUACCACAUACUAUUUCAAUAUUAUCGUUUCUUCAUACAUGUGUCAGUUACACUUGCUUGUAGACAUGCCCUGUGAAUAAAAGCCUUUAUGUAAAUA
This is a messenger RNA of Schistocerca piceifrons (Central American locust), 754 nucleotides long. RefSeq names its product protein archease-like (gene Archease). Gene Ontology annotation, cellular component: tRNA-splicing ligase complex. The record is from RefSeq and is a predicted model, not a curated record. Gene Ontology annotation, biological process: tRNA splicing, via endonucleolytic cleavage and ligation. NCBI's taxonomy places the organism in Eukaryota, Metazoa, Arthropoda, Insecta, Orthoptera, Acrididae.